Molecule: messenger RNA, 996 nt
Organism: Aspergillus mulundensis
Lineage: Eukaryota; Fungi; Ascomycota; Eurotiomycetes; Eurotiales; Aspergillaceae
Product: NAD(P)-dependent alcohol dehydrogenase
Exons: 2
Coding region: 1-996 (331 amino acids)
Biological process (GO): alcohol metabolic process
Molecular function (GO): alcohol dehydrogenase (NADP+) activity
Source: RefSeq, a predicted model, not a curated record
AUGCCUUCCUUCACUGUCUUCAAGGGCCACGAGUCCGGCAACCCCGUCAAAAGCACCACCACCAAACCAGACGACCUCACAGAAGACUACGUCCUCAUCCGCGUAACAGCCUCCGGCCUCUGCGGCACAGACCUGCACUUCCGCCACGCGAACAUCGUCCUCGGCCACGAAGGCGUCGGCGUCGUCGAGUCCCUGGGCCCCGCCACACGGCACCUAAAGAAAGGCGACCGCGUCGGCUGGGGCUACGAAACCGACAGCUGCGGCCACUGCACCGAGUGUCUCCAGGGAACAGAGACCUUCUGCCCGGAACGCCAAAUGUACUCGGAGAAGAACACGGACCAGGGCUCCUUCGCCUCCCACGCCAUCUGGCGCGAGGCCUUCCUGCACAAGAUCCCCGACGCACUCAGCGACGCCGCCGCCGCACCACUGCAAUGCGGUGGCGCGACGGUCUUCGCGGCGCUGGACGGCGUCAAGCCAACCGAUACCGUCGGCAUCCUGGGCGUCGGCGGCCUAGGACAUCUAGCGAUCCAAUUCGCGGCUAAGAUGGGCUGCCGCGUCGUGGUGUUAUCAAGUUCCGACCGCAAGAAGGACGAAGCGCUACGCUUGGGCGCACACGAGUUCAUCGCAACGAAAGACGCAUCAAAGCUUGAUAUCAGCACGCCCCUAAACCGCCUGCUGGUCACCGCCGCCGUCCCGCCAUCGUGGGACAUCCUCGUCCCGAUCCUCGCGCCCCGGGCGCACAUCUACCCGAUCACCGUGAGCCCGGGGACGUUCUCGAUCCCGUACAUGACGCUCAUCCAGACCGGUGUGAAGAUCAUUGGGGCGAAUGUGCCGCCGCGCGCGCUGCACAGGCGUAUGCUGGAGUUUGCGGCGCUGCAUGGGAUCGCCCCGUUGGUUGAGGAGUUUCCGAUGAGUGAGGAGGGGAUUCUGGAGGCGAUGGGGAGACUUGAGAGGGGGGAGGUGCGGUAUAGGGCUGUUUUGAUUCCGGAGAAUUAG